Molecule: messenger RNA, 306 nt
Organism: Cylindrotheca closterium
Lineage: Eukaryota; Bacillariophyta; Bacillariophyceae; Bacillariales; Bacillariaceae
Source: the annotation of a GenBank genome assembly
AUGGGACUCAAGUUCGGCUGUGGUCAACUUCCAGGCCAAGGGCUCGUUCGUCUUGAGCAGCAGGCGGCGAACCUUCCUGGAGCUCACCCGGCACUGACGUCGGCCCUUGAGGAGAAGGCGCCACAAGGUGAUCCGAUCCCGAAUGGAUUGGCCUUUAGGAGACCAUUCUGCCCCGCCCAUCGACAACUUCCUGCAGUUCUGCUCCGCCAACCGUCGAACUAUGUAGGCAUCAGCGUGUAUCCGAUCGAAUCUGACCGCCUGGGAUUUGGUGAUGACGCCCUGCUGUCGGGCAACAUCGAAUCCUAG